Molecule: messenger RNA, 1651 nt
Organism: Capra hircus (goat)
Lineage: Eukaryota; Metazoa; Chordata; Mammalia; Artiodactyla; Bovidae
Gene: SERPINE3
Product: serpin family E member 3
Exons: 9
Coding region: 245-1450 (401 amino acids)
Biological process (GO): negative regulation of endopeptidase activity
Molecular function (GO): serine-type endopeptidase inhibitor activity
Source: RefSeq, a predicted model, not a curated record
UGGCUGGCCAGGCUAGGCUCCUGCCCCUGGCUCUCUGUGGGACCUCAGGCUCCAGGAAUUUGGACCGAGUGGUAGAGACAUCGCCGACAGAGACGGCAACUGCCAGCUUCCUCCCUAUGCUGUCUUGUGAUUCAAAGCAGAUUCUGCUCCACUUUUUUAAAAGGGGGAGCACGUUAACACGGGAGACCCACAAGGACAGGAGUCAGCAAGGAAACUCGGACAGUCCCAUCCAAGAGAAGGAGCCAUGUGGUCUCUCCUACUGGCCCUCCUCCUCUUUCACGUCUGCCCCACCAGGGGAGCCAGCAACCUCCAUGAGGACCUGACCCUGCUGAGGACGGACCUGGCGCUUCGCCUGUACCGGAGCGUGGCCGCGGCCGGAAACCAAACCAACCUGGUCCUCUCCCCCGCUGGCGCCUUCAUCCCCCUGGAGCUCCUGCAGUUCGGAGCCCGGGGGAACACCGGCCGGCAGCUGGCCCAGGCCCUGGGCUACACCGUCCACGACCCCAAGGUCAGAGAAUGGCUGCGGGCUGUCUAUGCCGUGCUGCCCAGCACCAGCCCGGGUGCCAAGCUGGAGCUGGCCUGCAUCCUCUACGUGCAGACAGGGACGCCGCUCACCCCCUGCUUCGUGGAGCAGGUCUCCCGGUGGGCAAACAGCAGCCUGGAGCUGGCCAACCUCAGGGAGCCCAACAGCACCGCCAUGCUGGCCAACGGAUGGGGCCCCAAGCAGACCACAGGGGACGGGCCGGUGGGCUCCGCGUCAGGGCGCGGUGGCGGCGCGGAGUCUGCGCAGCUGGUGCUGGUGAGCACCAUGUCCUUCCAGAGCGCCUGGCGUCAUCAGUUCUUCUUCUGGGACACCCAGCUCCUGCCUUUCACCUGCGCCCAGGGCCUGGCCCUCGAGGUUCCCAUGAUGUACCAAAUGGCCGAGGUCAACCACGGCCAGUUUCAGGACCCUGCGGGCCAUCAGGUGGGGGUGCUGGAGCUGCCCUACCUGGGAAACGCGGCCAGCCUACUCCUGGUGCUGCCUCGGGACAGAGACACACCGCUCAGCCACAUUGAGCCCCACCUCACAGCCAGCCUCCUCCACACCUGGACUGCCAGCCUGAAGAGAGCCCGGAUGGAGGUGUUCCUGCCCAGGUUCAGGAUCCAAAAUCAUUUCGACUUGAAAAACAUUUUAUAUUCCUGGGGAGUCAUCGAUCUUUUUGAUCCACUCAGAGCUAACUUGAAAGGAAUUUCAGGCCAAGAUGGCUUUUAUGUUUCUGAAGCGAUCCACAAAGCCAAGAUCGAGGUUUCAGAGGAAGGCACUAAGGCAUCUGCAGCCACAGCUCUGUUGUUACUGAAAAGGUCUCGGAUUCCUAUUUUUAAAGCGGAUCGGCCGUUCAUCUUUUUCCUGAGAGAACCGAACACAGCAUUUGUCUUCAGUAUUGGGAGAGUUUUGAAUCCCCUACACUGAAUUAACAGAGCUCAAGCAUGUUCUCCACUUUUAUCUAUGCUUUUCUUCAAAAAUUACAAUUUCAUUUUCCUAUACCCCUGAAAUUUAAAAAAUGUUCUGCUGAAGUGUACAAAGAUACAGGUAUGUGUUUUGCAAAUAUUAUGAACCUAAAAAUACUUCCAUUUUACCAUAAUUUUAUAAAUUUAUUUUACCCUCUAUUAA